UUCAACAUCAACUUGACCUGGUGGAUGAGCUUAGAAUUAGAAGAAUGGAUCUCCGUGGAAUUGUAAACGGGCCUUCUGCUCGUCGUACAACGUGUCCAGCCUUAACUCCGUCCCUCGUUCCGAAGUUUUAUAUCCCGCCAAAAUGCAACGACAUUUCAUCCAAUAGAAAGAUUGAAGAGUUGCCCAUUUUAUCCAAGAACAUGAAAAAGAUGCAUCCAUUCCAUAGAUGGUCUAUUGGGAUGGGGAGAUCUCCUAAUCAGGAAUCGAGCUCAUCAGACGUCACUAAACCUCAGGAUUUGCAGUCGACGAAUGACGAACAAUUGCCAUGUUCUCAAGAUCGUCGGAGCAGUGUCCACAUCGAUUCCCACUUUGAAUUUGACAUGAAUGCUGAUUCAAUUUAUCAGGUGAAGCAUGAUAUAUGGAGCGAUAGUGAUCCAGGAAUGAAGCUCUCUAUGACGUAUGAUCAUAUACCAAAAAUGAAGACACCCUAUGGUUUUAGUUUCCUAAAGUGCAGUCCAUCGGACAAUGUCAAAAGAGAAACGCUUCUUCUCAGCCAAAACUUUCGGAAUCGCAUGAUGCCGUUGUCCUCGUCAGUAUGCAGUCACGAUCUCCCAUGUCAAGAUGAUGAGAGAGGAGAAUAUUCACAAAAAGCUGUCAUCGAUUUAUCGGUUGUUGAGGUAACGAGUAAAACACCGGUUCGCAGAAGCGUGUUUGUACCCAAUGAGCAAUGCCAAACCGAAGUCCACGUUUCCGAAUCACUUGACAUGAAACGUUUGAAUUCUAAAAUGUCUGCUUCUUUCACCUGUCAGCCGCUUCCAAGAAGAUCUUCACAAACAAGUUCUAACGCAAAUCUUCACCCUCUGGCCGCGUCAUCCACACCGAAUACCAGGGUGAGAAUGGUACGAAAGGUUAACCUGUCUGUAGCUCAUGGAGCUUAUGUGGACAGAUCGGAGAUGAUUGAUAAGCUGCAAAUGUUGUGUGUAAGACAGCAUUUUGAGACUAGAUCACCAAACCUAGGGGAAAUCGAACUCUCUCUUAAAUACGAUCGACGACGCCGACGAUUAGGAGUUCGUGUUAUCCAACUAAAUGGUGUCGGGCUGACUUCAGGGAGCGCUUCGCGCAAGAUCAGCAUCUACGUUCGACUCCGCCUCUUGUCUGAACAUGCUGACAAAGAAACAACUAAACACACAAGGCUCGUCGAAGGAACCUGUGACCCAACGUACGAUGAAGAAUUUUCUUUCAACUUGUCUCCAUAUGAACUCAUCUCAAGAAGGUUAGAGGUUCGAAUAUUCAAGGGCGCCCGGUUUCUGUUAGAUAAGUGGCCUUCCUCUUGUCUCGGGGAAGUUGUGUUAACUCUGGCAGAUCUGAAGACCUCGUUACAAGAGAUAUUCCUUCAAAAGGAUCUGAAGCCCAAAGGAAUGAUUAAGGAUACGCGGACAUCGACAUUGAACAUUUCUAUUUGCUAUCGAUCAAAGUCUCGGAAACUGUGCAUCACUGUGAUCCGAGCACAGGGUCUUCCUAGAUUGGGUUUCUGUAAAACAAAACCAGACUGUCAAGUCAAAGUCGAAGUUACUCAAAUCAAGAACAACGCCCUCAGUACCGUCGUCAAGCAAACGGGUUUUCGACGCCAUUCUCGGAACCCCGUCUUCAAGGAACUGAUGUCGUUCGAAAUCAACGACCUCAACAACCUUCGUGACGGAAUGACGGUGUUGUGUACUCUCUCAAGCAAGAGCUUUACCGGUAAACCGAGGAUAAUCGGUCAAGUCCGGUUUGGAGUGGGCGCCUCUAAAGAAUCGGAAAAACAGCAAUGGGCAAACGUUCUCCAACAUCCAGGACUGUCCGUCACAAGAUGGCACACUCUUUUGAGUUAGUGGCUUACAAUAUAAACUACAGAUAUAUUAUAUUAUCAGGGAGUCUCAACCCCUCAACUCCCUGAUAUUACGAUACAUCUUUCCAGAUUUGACUCGCUCAUACAUCAGAAGGCUUCAAUAAACACUAUAGUAUGCUUUGGUAUCAUCACAACAUGCAGCCCGGGCAUACAGCUCCCGUGCAAGGCCGGCUGUGCUGCAUUUUUUUUUCAAUAGGUCUAAAUAAGAUAGUAGGGUAAGCUUGUAGGCAUAAUGGAGUAAGCUUUAAAGGCAGCAUUAUGUUUUCAAUGAAUAUCCUUUCUGUGAAAGGGAUAAUUUGUAUAUGAGCAGAGACUUCUGAAGAUACAUUUUUUGUCUAUUUUAACCGUACGUAGAAUGUAUAAAAAUAUUAAUAAAAUUUAAUGCCGAUGCUAGAUGUUGUUUUCACUGAUUGAUUAUGCUAAGGUCAUCUCCCAAAUCGCGAUUCAUAAUAUUAUUAGUAGUAGUAAUACUUUUCUCAUUAUUACCAUUAUAAUGAUUAAAAAAAUGAUCAUGUUGAUGAUAAGAUAAUUGUGUCUAAUCUGCAAAAAUCGAAAUAUUUUAUAAUAUAAAAGAAAUAGCAAGUGUGCGAUAUCAUCGAUUCUCUCAUUUGCAUAUCACCGUUUUGAGCCUUCAAAAAUAUCCGAAAUAAGUGAAACCUUGUAAAUUGUACUUGUUAUUAAGGCCUACUUGUUAAACAUCCGACUUUGCUGAAAUUUUCAGGGUUAUUUUUUUUAUUUGAUUAAAUAUAAAGACGACAUUAGGUUUUCAAUGAAUAUCCUUUCUGUGCAUGGGUCUGGGAAGCGUGGGUGCUGGGGGGGGGGGGUGCAUGCUGAAGCACCCCAAUAUUUUACCAGGGGGUGCUGCGUGUAUUAUUUUCCAUAGGCAGCACCCCCUGGAAUUCUGGUAGGUGUGUCAAAUUGGAGAAAUGUAUGGAAAAUGACCAACAUUUUGUGUUUAAACCGAUUUUUUCCCUUUUUUUUUGCUUGUCAAAUUUCUUUGGACCAAAACAACCUUCAUUCUGUAGUGAAAACCCCCCUUUUUUUUUCCUUGUCAAAUUUACUUCAGCACCCUCAGCUAAAAAAUCGUUCCCAGGGCCCUGUUUUUGUGAAAGAGAUUUUGUAUAUGAGCAGAGACUUCUGUAUUAUGUCCUUGUUUGUCUUUUGUUUAAAAUAUCAAUAAAAUAUCAACAACUUUA
Lytechinus pictus (painted urchin) is the source of this 3084-nucleotide messenger RNA. RefSeq names its product synaptotagmin-like protein 3. Gene Ontology annotation, molecular function: calcium ion binding; phosphatidylserine binding; syntaxin binding. The record is from RefSeq and is a predicted model, not a curated record. Gene Ontology annotation, biological process: regulation of dopamine secretion; cellular response to calcium ion; regulation of calcium ion-dependent exocytosis. Gene Ontology annotation, cellular component: axon; dense core granule; exocytic vesicle. Bases 45 to 1871 code for a protein of 608 amino acids. The transcript has 3 exons. NCBI's taxonomy places the organism in Eukaryota, Metazoa, Echinodermata, Echinoidea, Temnopleuroida, Toxopneustidae.